Molecule: messenger RNA, 810 nt
Organism: Striga hermonthica
Lineage: Eukaryota; Viridiplantae; Streptophyta; Magnoliopsida; Lamiales; Orobanchaceae
Source: the annotation of a GenBank genome assembly
AUGGACCGGCCAGCCUGGCAACUCUGCCGGCGGCGAAUCUCCGCUUGGAUUCAGGAUUUUGGGCCGGCAUUGAUCUGGUCAUAUUUUGCUAGUACAAAGAUGGUGGUGCAGGGAUUUACUGUUGACUUAAAUAAACCUCUUGUCUUCCAGGUUGGCCAUCUUGGUGAAGAAUAUCAAGAUUGGGUUCAUCAGCCAAUUGUUAGCAAGGAAGGCCCUCGAUUUUUCGAAAGUGAUUUCUGGGAGUUUUUGACCCGUACGCAAUGGUGGGUUAUCCCUCUUAUCUGGCUGCCGGUUGUUUUCUGGUUCGUUUCGAGGUCCGUUAAUUUGGGCCACACAAUACCUCAAAUUUUGGUGAUUGUUUCUCUCGGCAUUUUGACUUGGACACUUACCGAAUAUACUCUGCACCGAUUCCUUUUUCAUAUUAAGACAAAGAGUUAUUGGGGAAACACAGUUCAUUAUCUUCUCCAUGGUUGUCAUCAUAAGCACCCAAUGGAUGGUCUGCGUCUCGUUUUUCCACCUGCUGCGACUGCUGUUCUUUUAUAUCCCUUUUGGAAUUUGAUAAAAUUAAUAUCGACUCCAACGAUGGCGCCUGCAUUAUUCGGCGGCGGUUUGCUCGGUUAUGUUAUUUAUGAUGUCACUCAUUAUUAUGUGCACCAUGGCCAGCCCACCAGUGAAAUACCUAAGGGCCUCAAGAAAUAUCAUUUGAAUCAUCAUUUUCGGGUUCAGAACAAAGGAUUCGGGAUCACAUCGUCACUUUGGGACAGUGUGUUUGGAACUCUACCUCCAUCAAAACUGGGUAACAAGAGGUAG